CUGGAGGCGGCUCGGGCGCGCGACCCCCGCCGCCCUCGUGGUGCGCUCCGGGGCGGCCCCGGCGGGAGGGCGGUGACGGCGGCGGCGGCGGCGGCGCAGUCUGCACCAUGUCGUACCCGGGGCACCCUGGCGCUGGCGGCGGGUACUACCCAGGAGGGUAUGGAGGGGCCCCUGGAGGACCUACGUUUCCCGGACAGACUCAGGAUCCGCUCUAUGGUUAUUUUGCUGCUGUUGCUGGACAGGAUGGGCAAAUAGAUGCUGAUGAAUUGCAGAGGUGCCUGACCCAGUCAGGCAUUGCCGGAGGAUACAAACCUUUUAACCUGGAGACUUGUCGGCUUAUGGUUUCAAUGCUGGAUAGAGAUAUGUCAGGCACAAUGGGUUUCAAUGAGUUUAAAGAACUCUGGGCUGUGCUGAAUGGCUGGAGACAACACUUCAUCAGUUUCGACAGCGACAGGAGCGGCACGGUGGACCCCCAGGAGCUGCAGAAGGCCCUCACCACAAUGGGCUUUCGGUUGAGUCCCCAGGCUGUGAAUUCAAUUGCAAAACGCUACAGCACCAAUGGCAAGAUCACCUUCGAUGAUUACAUCGCCUGCUGUGUCAAACUGCGAGCCCUGACAGACAGCUUUCGAAGACGGGAUACUGCUCAGCAAGGUGUUGUGAAUUUCCCAUAUGAUGAUUUCAUUCAGUGUGUCAUGAGUGUUUAAAUCAAGAGGAAGAAGCCGUAUGAACAUACCCAACAUUCCGCCUGAAGUUCUCUUUUCCUCUUACUCUCUGCCUUCAGUAACCUGUGCACACUUGCAGCGCUGCUUUUCCUGAAUAGCUGUCUUAAAGGUUUAUUACUUGACGUACGAUAGAAGUUUUUAGUAUUGAUAAUUCUUUGGAAUUUUAUGAAGAUCAGGUCUCUUACACCAUCUGGAAUUUUCUUGAGCCAUUGUCAGAGAUGCCUUAUCUUCUGGUUGAGCCUCUUUUAGGUAAAUUUCAGUGUGCAAAAUGUUUAAGUCACAUGGUAUAUUUUUCACUAUAAGAUUCUUAAAAACCUUUUCAUCAGACUCCAGCUCUUUUCCUGAGGGGCUUUUACGUGGUAUUAAAAGCUUUAUGUAUGGAGUGCUCUUAUCAUGUAAAUGAUUUAUACUCACUUGGAUGCACACAGAAACAAAAGCCCAUGGUGAUCCAGGUCAGGGUUUGCUUUAGCGGAAACUUAGCACCGGCUUUUUCAGGCUUACACAUUUUUGAUGGCCACGUGAUUAGAAAGGGAGCCUAAGUGAUUAUUUUCUUCUGAAUACGAAGUGAAUCAGUUGAAAUACGAUCUGUCUACGUCAUCAUCCAUCUAGACCUUUGUUAGCUCUACUUAAAAAUCUUAAAUUAUGAAUUUAUGUAAAAAAGAAAACUGAUUAAAAAAAUACCUUAAGGGAAUAUAGGAAAAUAUUAACUAUGGUCAUUUUUGGCUUAAGAGAUUCCAGGUACUGUAAUUUCCUUUAUGGAUUUCAGUACUUUCCAAGUUUUCUAUACUGUGUGCGCUUUCCUUUUAAAAUCAGAAGAUGAUCACGUUUAAAAUAGUGCCCUGUCCAUGUUGAUUUGCCAUGUGUUCACACUCACAUUAAAAAAUACACACAGCAAGAGGACCGUGAAGUUGGUGCUGCUGCCACUGCGAGUCAGGGUCAGGAAUUGUCUUCCUUCCUACUACUCUUCCAAGCACUCUCUGAUAAACAAGUAUUACACUUGUAAUGGAAGAUUUUUUUUCUUUCAAUUUUUAAGCAUGUGCUUUUAAGUAAGAUCUGGAUUCCCGUCCUGGCUGCGCCUCUUCCUGAAUAUGUGACUUAAUGAUCUCAGAGCGUUAGCUUCCCUGUCUUUGAGAAGGCGAUUAAUGCUCCCUCCAUGGGGUAGUUCUCAAUAUGAAAAAAUGUGUUAGUAUAAUAAGCACCAAUGUUUCUGUUUGUUAAGUUUAAAACUGGCCUAGUUUGCUCUUUUCUGCUAGAGCGUAACAGACGAAACAACGAAAUUCGCCUCUUCUUUUGCCCGCAGAGUAUGUUUUACUUCAUUCCGGGCACAGUGUGAGCGUUACCAUUCAGAUGAUCAAUUAGUUGUCAACCAGUGAAAAAAUAAAACAUUUCUAAACAUCUUCAUCCUCAUUCACUUGUUUUUUUUUUUUUCAACUAUUGCUAAAAUAGUUUAUAGAUAUGUAUUCAACCUUAGCUUAUGUCUCUAUGUCAGGAAUUCACACCUGGGCUGUAUUGUCAGACCCUGAGGCAGCCUGCUUUCUAUUAGUGGUGACGCUAGGUUUCAUUCCAGAUACACUGUUUGUGAGGCACCAAACUUGGCUUGAGCCUGAGCCAUCCAGCAACGGGCCAGAGAGAGCUCAGAGGACCAGGAGGGAGAGAACUCCCCUCAGAGUCCCAGGGCCUGCUGUUGACUUCAGACUCACCAGCAUCCCAUGAGGAAGUGACAGUUGAAGGAAAUGGUAAUCUCCUGGGUAACUCUAACGUGAUAAGGAAGAAGGCCCUUGCUAGCCCAAGGUUAUGGACCAUAUUUGAACUAUCCUACCAUGUUAAGUCCCAAGGUAUACUGCUGCAUCAGGCUUUGUUCUGAAUGUGCUUUUUUGAUAAAUGCUGAAGCAUCAACAAAACUGUGUCCGUGGAAAUAUUCAAUUAAUUCCAUUUUUUUUUUAAAGAUUUUAUUUAUUUAUUUGACAGAGAUAGAGACAGCCAGCGAGAGAGGGAACACAAGCAGGGGGAGUGGGAGAGGAAGAAGCAGGCUCAUAGCAGAGGAGCCUGAUGUGGGGCUCGAUCCCAGAAUGCCGGGAUCACGCCCUGAGCCGAAGGCAGACGCCCAACCGCUGUGCCACCCAGGCGCCCCAAUUAAUUCCAUUUUAAUUACUGAUACCUCGUAGCAAGUCUCCUUACCUCCUCCACUUCUGCUUUCACGUUGUCUUUCUGAAAGCAUGGAGCCUAAGUCUUCACUAUGUCCCUGCACUUAGAGAGUUUCCUUCCCCUUGACAAAUUUGAUGUAUCCAUCCCUUCUUUAAUUACAGCCAAAGUCUUCAUUACAAGUGAAUCUCGGGUAGCCUUAUUUCUAUUUUAUGUUGGGUUCUGUGUUUCAUUCAUUAUAUACUUUCAGCGCAGCCUCACCCAAUUCUUGAAACUGUUUCUUGGUCUAUUCUUCUGAAAGCAUCUAGCUGGAGCGUGGUCAGGCUGUGAGCCCAAGCUGGAUUGCUUCAGUUAUUUGGAAAUUAAGUUCUUCAGAAAAUGCCAACUUAAGCUUUAAUUUUAAUUUUGGAGAUAUGUGCUUUUAGUACCAUGUUGCAAGAGGUAAAGUACCUCUAUGUAACCCUUCUCAAGCAUUCCUCAGGGAUGUGGCUACAGGAAGCCCGGUGCUUCCUUGAGGACAACUGGCAUAGAUUUGCACCACAGCAGUCAAAUAGAAUUCAUCACAGCUUGCACUCCUGCUGAGCCAAAGUGGAGGGCUGACUCCCAUUUCAGUGUAUGCUCCAGGUGGUACAGUCCCCGAGAGGCAACAUGAGCUAAAACUUCUGCUAUCCCAACUAGACUUUGCUUUUCUUAGCUGAGUGUGUUACUGUUUCAGUGUUCAUCUGAAUUAUUCUAUGCCUAAAAUCUUAUAAGAAAUGCAGCUGUAUGUAAUCACCAUAAGUUUUUUUAAUCUCAUAAUAAACCUACAAAACCC
Ailuropoda melanoleuca (giant panda) is the source of this 3678-nucleotide messenger RNA. It is a transcript of the gene SRI, whose product is annotated as sorcin. Bases 108 to 704 code for a protein of 198 amino acids. Gene Ontology annotation, molecular function: calcium ion binding. The transcript is spliced from 8 exons. NCBI's taxonomy places the organism in Eukaryota, Metazoa, Chordata, Mammalia, Carnivora, Ursidae. The record is from RefSeq and is a predicted model, not a curated record.